Messenger RNA from Rana temporaria (common frog), 1501 nucleotides. RefSeq names its product zona pellucida sperm-binding protein 3-like. The coding region runs from base 41 to 1468 and encodes 475 amino acids. The record is from RefSeq and is a predicted model, not a curated record. The transcript has 8 exons. Gene Ontology annotation, biological process: egg coat formation; binding of sperm to zona pellucida; positive regulation of acrosome reaction. Gene Ontology annotation, cellular component: extracellular matrix. Gene Ontology annotation, molecular function: acrosin binding. Lineage: Eukaryota; Metazoa; Chordata; Amphibia; Anura; Ranidae.
CCUUUUUCAGGCACAUUGUGUUGUUCAUCUUGCAGUCAGGAUGGGUUGGACAAUAAGGACAUGGGUCAGGCUGGCGCUGCUGCUGGUGGCUCUGGGGUUUGGCAAUUUUGGUGUUUUGGCAAGACAAAAGCGCCAGUCUGAUUGGUGGAGGAGCCACCAGAGAGUUGCACCUGGCCAGGACUUUUCUAGAGGGAGCCUCAGAAAGCCCAACUGGGGAGGCCUUGACCCUCUGUAUGGGUUUGGGGCUUCCAGUGGUGGUUCACUUAGGGGACAUGCUGGUGGGAGGCUUAGAGAUCUGCCACAGACUGGGCGCUCUCCCAUCAGUGUCCAGUGUGGAGAGGAUUCCAUGACUAUCAGUGUCAGGAGGGACUUCUAUAAGAAUGGAAGGUUGGUAAAACCCUCUGAUCUGAGCCUGGGAUCCCAAGGCUGCAAGCCGAGUGCCCCAAGUACUGACCCCAUCGUCUUCCAGGUGGGCCUCCAGGACUGUGGUAAUGUUUUGCAGAUGACGCCAGAUUGGAUGAUCUACUCCACCACUCUUACCUAUAGCCCAGCCUCUUCCGCAAAUGUCCCUAUUACCAGGACUAGCUCAGCUGUCCUCCCCAUCAAUUGCUACUACACCAGACACGGCAAUGUGAGCAGCAAGGCUGUUAGGCCAACAUGGGUUCCAUUCAGCACCACAGUGAACAAUGAAGAGAAAUUGAACUUCUUCUUGCGUCUGAUGGAUGAUGACUGGAGUGGCCCCAGAAAUUCCACGGUCUACCAAUUGGGUGAUAUCCUCUACAUAGAAGCCUCUGUGAACAUCCAGAACCAUAUCGAUCUGACCCUGUUUGUUGACAACUGUGUGGCCACCAUAUCUAAUGAUAUGAACUCAUCGCCUCGCUAUGAGAUCAUUAAUGCCAAUGGGUGUUUGGUGGAUGGGAAGGAAGAUUCGUCUUCAGCCUUCAUCUCUCCAAGAAUUGAUUCAGACUCAUUACAGUUCACUGUCGAUGCUUUCCGAUUUCAGAAUGUGUAUGAGUCUACGAUCUACAUCACGUGUCAGCUGAGAGUUACUGCGGCCACCCAAGUCCCUGACUCUAUGAACAAAGCCUGUUCCUACAGCAAAGCCACAAGCAGCUGGUCUGCUGUGGAAGGGUCCAACGACAUCUGCCGGUGCUGUGACACAGGAACCUGCAGUGCCCCUUCUGGGGAGCGUGGGUUUUUGGGAUCAUUUGAAAGAGGACGCUGGAAGAGAGACAUUGGUCCUCAUUCAGAAGAACAUGGCCUGGUCACACUUGGUCCUCUCUUGGUGAUUGACGCACAGGAUCGGUCAGCCCCCAGAACAGGUCAUGGUCACCCUUCCAGAACAUCUCAAGAGCCAAGACCUACACAGCUGUGGAUGUUGGUGACCGUAGCUUCUGUCAGUCUGGUGCUGACUGCUGCUACUGUCACUUUGAUUGGAAAAUGUGUCCUGAGCAAAUUGUCUUCCUGAUGAGCUUUAGUGCAAUAAACUUUUGAUAAAUAA